Micropterus dolomieu (smallmouth bass) is the source of this 1052-nucleotide messenger RNA. RefSeq names its product C1q-related factor (gene c1ql1l2). The coding region runs from base 222 to 1010 and encodes 262 amino acids. The transcript is spliced from 2 exons. The record is from RefSeq and is a predicted model, not a curated record. NCBI's taxonomy places the organism in Eukaryota, Metazoa, Chordata, Actinopteri, Centrarchiformes, Centrarchidae. Gene Ontology annotation, molecular function: protein binding.
AGCAAGGAGGAUCAAGUGUAUGUUGGUCUCUGUCUCACCCUCACACACUCACCGGUUCUCUUGCAACUCUUCUCGGGAUCUCUGGAUCCCUUUCCUCGGUGACAGGCUCCCCACACCAAGCAGUCAACAUUUCCGCCCCCGGGAGACCCACGCUGGCAGCGCAGCCCCUUCCCCGACUCAGCAUCGGGAGGAAGACCCUGGUGGCGGCUGCCGUUGGGGUUAUGCUGGUCCUGGUGCUGGUGGUCCUCAUUCCUGUGCUCGUCAGCUCUGUGGGUACAGAUGCCAGCCACUAUGAGAUGCUGGGCACCUGCCGUAUGGUCUGCGACCCCUACCUGAACAAGGGAACUCCAGCCAGCAGCACCAGCUCCACUGGUCUCCAGGCUGAAGCAGAAGCACUGAGUGACCACAGCAAAGUUUAUCCACCCUCCACCUUACUGCAGGGCCCACAGGGGAAGCCUGGCAGGCCAGGCAAGCCCGGACCACCCGGACCGCCGGGAGAACCGGGGCCACCAGGACCAGCGGGGCCUCCUGGUGACAGAGGUGAUCAAGGAAGGACCGGGAUUUUGGGUCUGGGGGGAAACGGAGCUAUAAGCACGGCCACCUACAGUACGGUGCCCCGGGUGGCCUUCUAUGCAGGGCUUAAGAACCCCCACGAAGGCUACGAGAUCCUCAAGUUUGACGACGUGGUUACUAACCUAGGCAACAACUAUGAUGGUAUUUCGGGCAAGUUCAUCUGCAGCAUCCCGGGCACAUACUUCUUCAUCUACCAUGUGCUGAUGAGAGGAGGGGACGGCACCAGCAUGUGGGCAGACCUCUGCAAAAAUGGCCAGGUUCGUGCCAGCGCCAUUGCCCAAGACGCUGACCAGAACUAUGACUAUGCCUCUAACAGCGUCAUCCUCCAUCUGGAUGCAGGGGACGAGGUUUACAUCAAACUGGAUGGAGGCAAAGCCCAUGGAGGAAACAACAACAAGUACAGCACCUUCUCUGGCUUCAUCCUCUACGCAGACUGAGAACAGACAGACACAGAGACAGUGAGACAGGAAGAGAGAGAG